Molecule: messenger RNA, 1171 nt
Organism: Ananas comosus (pineapple)
Lineage: Eukaryota; Viridiplantae; Streptophyta; Magnoliopsida; Poales; Bromeliaceae
Product: tetraspanin-8-like
Exons: 2
Coding region: 107-916 (269 amino acids)
Biological process (GO): auxin-activated signaling pathway
Cellular component (GO): plasmodesma; plasma membrane
Source: RefSeq, a predicted model, not a curated record
AUUAACUACUCCCUCUCCCUCUCCCUCCCCCUCUAGGGUUUCCUCUCGCUCUCCUUCUCUUGGGUUUCUCUCUCUCUCUCUCUCUAGGGUUUUCUCUGUUGCGACGAUGCCGCGCGCGAGCGGAGCCGUGCUUGGGGCGCUGAACGUGGCGACGCUGCUACUGUCGAUCCCGAUCAUCGGGGCUGGGAUAUGGCUGAGUCACCGCGGGUCCACGGAUUGCGAGCGGUUCCUACAGCGCCCGGUGAUCGCUCUCGGGGUCUUCAUCCUCCUCGUCUCCAUCGCCGGGAUCGCCGGGGCAUGCUGCCGCAACAACUGCCUCCUCUGGAUCUACCUCCUCGUCAUGUUCGUGCUCAUCCUCCUCCUCUUCUGCUUCACCGUGUUCGCCUUCGUCGUUACCAACAAGGGCGCGGGGUCGGUCGUCUCCGGGAGAGGGUACAAGGAGUAUCGGCUCGGCGACUACUCGCAUUGGCUCCAGCGGAGGGUGGAUAAUGACAACAACUGGAGAAGGAUCAGGAGCUGUCUCCAGGACGGGAAGGUGUGCCAGAGCCUGCAGGAGAAGAACCAGACGCUCAACGACUUCAUCAACAGCAAUCUCUCGCCAAUUCAGUCCGGGUGCUGUAAACCUCCCACUGCAUGCAACUUCACCUAUGCGAGCGAGACGGUUUGGGUCAAACCAGCCGGCUUUAAUUCUUCCGAUGACCCUGACUGCAAUACGUGGUCGAACGAUCAAAGCAUGCUCUGCUACGACUGCCAAUCCUGCAAGGCGGGCGUGCUUGCGAACCUCAAGCAUGACUGGAAGAAGAUCGCCAUCGUGAACAUUGUCUUCCUUGUCUUCCUCAUCGUAGUCUACUCCUUCGGUUGCCACACAUUCAGGACCAACCGGAGGGACAACUCGUACCCAGGAUACAAAUAUUAAUAGGUUCGGCCUAUGCAUUUUGGGUUUCAUUUUAUGCCUUUCAUUUCACUUGCUUGUUUUCGUGGUUCAUCGAUGUAUAUCCUUGGUGUGCUCAACUUGUUUAGCUUAGGAUACACCUUUGGUUGCUGAUAUGAUAUCCAUGGCUUUAUCAUGUUAUAUACCUUUUUGGUAUUACUUAGUACAUGGUUUGGUUGCUUUUUAAUUUCUAUAGUUUGUGAAGGCUCCUAGUUUAGUAUUACUUGGUAUUGUGUUUUA